UCUCUCCUCCUCUAUAUAUACCCUCCUCUCUCUUUCUGGGUCUGGGUCUGGGUCUGGGUCGGUUUCCCUUCUGAGACAAACCCAACUGCAAAAAUAUCCAUCUCAUAAAACACAAAACAGGGACCCACCAUACAACAACAGAACAGAAAAAAGAAAAGAAAAAAAAGAAGAAAUAAAAAAGAGAGAGCAUUUUUAACACCUGAGGAAGGCUAGCGAGAUACUCAAGAGAAGUGCGGGAAAAUCUUCUCUCUGUUUCUUAUCACUUGGGACUAUCCGAUCAGUUACUGCAAACUUUUGUGUUUGUUUGGGUUCGAUCAGCCUAUUUCGGCACCCUGUCGGAGAAUAGGAGGCUUGAGGGUUCGGUGGUUUCGCAGAAUAUGAGUUCUCAGGUCCCAAAUGAGCGAAGGGAUAGGUCCAGGUUUCCUGCUCAGCCUCCUCAGCCCGCUCAGUCUGCUCGUCGAGAGUGGGUCCCUAGAGGAUCCAACCCUACCACUGCUGCCGUGAACCCACCUCCAAGCUUCAAUUCAAACAUCCCGAAUGGGAAUGUAGGACAGCCCAAUUAUAGCUCUGCUCCAUCAGAGAGUCGGCAGCAGCACAGAGGAAAUAAUGCUUCUAGAGGUCAUAUGGUUCGGCCAAUGAACCAUGGAAGGGAGAGGGGAAGGAGCGAGAAUCAGGAGGAGGUUAGAUUGAAGGACUCUAGUUUACCUCAGCUUGUGCAAGAAAUUCAGGAUAAACUGACAAAGGGCACGGUUGAAUGCAUGAUUUGUUAUGAUAUGGUGAGGAGGUCUGCACCUGUUUGGUCUUGCUCAAGCUGUUACUCAAUUUUCCAUCUGAAUUGCAUCAAGAAAUGGGCUCGAGCUCCCACUUCUAUCGACAUGUCUGCAGGGAAGAAUCAGGGAUUUAAUUGGCGGUGUCCUGGAUGUCAGUACGUACAGCUUACAUCCUCGAAGGAGAUUCGUUAUGUUUGUUUUUGUGGUAAGAGGACAGACCCGCCUUCAGAUUUGUAUUUGACACCACAUUCAUGUGGUGAGCCUUGCGGGAAGCAACUUGAGAGGGAUGUCCCAGGCAGGGGUGUGAGUGAGGAUGAUCUUUGCCCUCAUGUUUGUGUCUUGCAGUGUCACCCAGGUCCAUGCCCUCCUUGUAAAGCAUUUGCCCCGCCACGUUUAUGCCCUUGUGGAAAGAAAGUAAUUACCACAAGAUGCUCAGACCGGACGUCUGUUCUAACUUGUGGCCAGCAUUGUAAUAAGCUUCUUGAUUGUUUGCGUCACCGUUGUGAGAGAACUUGCCAUGUGGGUCCUUGUGAUCCUUGUCAGGUUCUGGUUGAUGCUUCUUGCUUUUGCAAGAAAAAGGUGGAGGUUGUUCUUUGUGGAGACAUGACUGUGAAGGGAGAGGUGAAAGCAGAAGACGGUGUUUUUUCUUGCAAUUCCACUUGUGGAAAAAAGCUUACCUGUGGUAAUCAUGCCUGCGGUGAAGUUUGCCAUCCAGGCCCCUGUGGAGAGUGCAAUUUAAUGCCAACGAAGAUUAAGACAUGCCACUGUGGGAAAACAAGCUUGCAAGGGGAACGACAGAGUUGUUUGGAUCCAGUUCCAACUUGUUCACAAACAUGUGGCAAGUCCCUCCCGUGUGAGAUGCACCAGUGUCAAGAGGUAUGCCAUACUGGGGAUUGCCCACCUUGUUUGGUUAAAGUGAGCCAGAAAUGCCGUUGUGGAUCAACUUCUCGGACUGUGGAAUGCUUUAAGACCACAAUGGAGAUAGAGAAGUUUACUUGUGAUAAGCCUUGUGGGCGGAAGAAGAAUUGUGGAAGGCACCGUUGCAGUGAGAGGUGCUGUCCUCUUUCUAAUUCGAAUAAUGUUCUCUCAGGGGAUUGGGAUCCUCACUUUUGCUCUAUGCCUUGUGGGAAGAAGUUAAGGUGUGGGCAGCAUUCUUGUGAAUCACUUUGCCACAGUGGCCACUGCCCUCCCUGCCUUGAUACAAUCUUCACUGACUUAACCUGUGCAUGUGAGAGGACUUCAAUCCCUCCUCCAUUGCCAUGUGGUACACCUCCCCCAUCAUGUCAGCUCCCAUGUUCAGUCCCUCAGCCUUGUGGGCAUUCAUCUUCUCACAGCUGCCACUUUGGAGAAUGUCCACCUUGUUCAGUGCCUGUGGCAAAGGAGUGCAUCGGUGGGCAUGUCGUCCUCAGGAACAUUCCUUGUGGGUCGAGGGACAUCAAAUGUAACAAGCUCUGUGGGAAGACAAGGCAGUGCGGUAUGCAUGCUUGUGGCAGGACUUGUCACCCACCGCCUUGUGAUACUUCCUCUUCAGUGAAACCAGGUACAAAAACUUCUUGUGGACAGACAUGUGGUGCUCCUAGGAGAGAUUGCAGGCAUACAUGUACUGCACUAUGUCACCCGUAUGCUCCUUGUCCUGAUAACAGAUGUGAUUUCCCCGUCACAAUCACUUGUUCUUGUGGCCGGGUAACAGCAAAUGUUCCUUGUGACUCUGGUGGCAGCAAUGCUAGUUUCAAGGCUGAUACUGUGUAUGAAGCUUCUAUUAUCCAAAGGUUGCCAGCACCACUUCAACCAAUUGAAUCAACGACCAAGAAGAUCCCACUUGGACAGAGGAAAUUUAUGUGUGAUGAUGAAUGUGCUAAGUUGGAGCGGAAACGGGUUCUUGCAGAUGCUUUUGAUAUAGCUUCUCCAAACUUGGAUGCACUCCAUUUUGGUGAGAAUUCUGCUGUUUCGGAGUUGCUUUCAGACCUUUUCAGACGUGAUUCCAAAUGGGUAUUAUCUGUGGAGGAGAGAUGCAAGUACUUGGUGCUUGGUAAGAGCAGAGGUCCUACAAGUGGCCUCAGAGUUCAUGUUUUCUGUCCAAUGCUGAAGGAGAAGAGAGAUGUUGUUAGGAUGAUUGCUGAAAGAUGGAAGCUUGCAGUUCAAUCCGCUGGUUGGGAGCCCAAGCGAUUUAUUGUGGUUCAUGUUACGCCUAAAUCCAAAACCCCAGCUCGGGUGAUUGGGGUUAAGGGUACGACGACAGUGAAUGCACCCCAGCCUCCUGCUUUUGAUCAUUUAGUAGACAUGGAUCCCAGGCUUGUGGUUUCUUUCCCAGAUCUGCCGAGAGAUGCAGAUAUUAGUGCACUGGUCUUGAGGUUUGGUGGGGAAUGCGAGUUAGUCUGGUUGAAUGAUAAGAAUGCAUUAGCUGUAUUCAAUGAUCCUGCUCGAGCAGCAACCGCAAUGAGGAGGUUGGAUAAUGGUACACUAUAUCACGGGGCUAUUAACGUUCUCUCAAAUGGCAGUGCAUCUGUGGCAUCAUCGGGUUCUAAUGCUUGGGUUGGAUUGGGGACAGCUAAGGAAGGAGUGUCUACAGUGCUGAGGGGUAAUCCAUGGAAGAAGGCUGUUAUUAGGGAGCCUGGUUGGAGGGAAGAUUCAUGGGGUGAUGAAGAGUGGGCUGAUGGUUCCGCGGAUGUGCAGGCAUCUGUGUGGAAAAAAGAAGCUCCAAUCACUGCCUCACUAAAUCGAUGGAGUGUACUAGACAGUGAUGUAGCUUUGGGUUCAUCUUCUGUAUCUCCUAGCAUUGAGGACUCUGGAAAACAGUCUUUGGGUGGUUUAAAUCCGGCUUUGGAAUCAAAUGCAAGUGGUUCGACUUCAGCAGGGCAGCAGCAUGGAGGAAAUAUUGCAGAUACAUCUGAAGUGGUUGAUGACUGGGAGAAGGCUUAUGAAUAAAAGAUAGAAUGAAGCAAUUGAUCAAUAUUUUGAUAACUUUAGUACCGGCGGAAGGGGGUAAAGGGGAAAUCAAGGUCUUUUUUCACUGGACUAGAUCCUGAGACAUGGAAGCAUACGGUUCUUUUGUCAUUUCAGAGCCUUGGAGUAAUUUAUGGUCAACUGAGUACUGCUCCCUUAUAUGUCUUUGGGACAAUGAAUGCAGAAGAUAUCAAAUCAGAGGAGACUGUUUAUGAACUAUUCUCCUGUAUUUUCUGGACUAUUAACAUCAUUUCUUUACUCAAGUAUGCCUUUAUAGUAUUAAGAGCUGAUGACAAUGGAGAAGGUGGUACUUUUGCUUUGUAUUCACUCCUGUGUAGGCAUGCUAAAGUGGGUCUGCUUCCAAAUGACACAAGUGCUAAUGAGGUUAUGCAUUAUGAGACGGGAAGUCCUUUCAAGAUAAAGGUGGAAUCAAGGGCUAGAAGAGCCAUUGAGAAACAUAAAAGUAGCCACUAUUUAAUGUUGUUCCUUGCUCUGUUCGGUUCCUGCAUGACGAUCGGUGUUGGGGUGCUUACCCCAGCUCUAUCUGUGUAUUCAGUUUCAUCAGGUGUUCAAAGAUCAAUGUCAGAUAUGGCACACUUAUAUGUACCAGUUCCAACGGCAUCUGCUAUAUUGGUGUGCCUCUUCACACUACAACACUAUGGGACUCAUAAAAUUGGGUUUAUUUUUGCUCCAAUUAUUGUCAUUUGGCUGAUAUUUAUUGGUGGAGGCGGUGUAUAUAACAUUUUCCACUGGAACAAACAAAUUAUCCAUGCUGUCUCCCCAAUGUACAUCUACAGAUUUGUUAAGAACAUUGAAAUCAAAAGUUGGAGGUCUCUAGGCAGCAUCGUUUUGUGUGUAGCAGGAUCAGAGGCAAUGUUUGCAGAUCUAGGUCAUUUCAGAAAGAAAUCGAUCAAGAUUACAUUUGUAUGCUUGAUUUAUCCAGUCCUUGUUUUAUGCUAUGCCGGCCAGGCUGCAUAUAUCUCCAAAAACUUGCAUGUUGCAGAUUUCAAUCAUCUCAGUGAAUCCAUCCCCCACCGAAUUCGCCACUGGUUCAUAGCAUUAUCCCUUCUUGCUUCAGUUGUGGGAAGCCAAGCAACCAUAACAGCCAGUUUUUCCAUCAUAAAUCAGUGCCUAGCACUUGGUUGUUUCCCCAGAGUAAAAGUUAUUCAUACAUCAGAUAAGAUACAUGGGCAGGUUUACAUUCCUGAUAUCAACUGGCUAUUGAUGGUUCUAAGCCUCGCUGUUACAAUUGGUUUCCAUGAUAUUAUGAGAAUUGGUUCUGCCACAGGUUUGGCCGUAAUUUCUGGAAUGCUCGUAACGACUUGUCUCAUGUCACUCGUAAUUGCCCUGUACUGGGAGAAGAAUUUGUUUGAAUCUGUCUGUUUUCUGAUAUUCUUUGGAUCCAUUGAGGUAAUGUAUGUAUCAGCUUGUAUGUUGAAUUUCCAUAAGGGAGCUUGGUAUUUGGUUGUCCUUUUGGCAUUGUCCUUGACAGUCAUGCUUUCAUGGCAUUAUGGAACCAAGAAGAAGCUCGAAUUUGACUUACAAAACAAGGUAUCUGCAGAAUGGCUUACUGAUAUUAGCCCAGGCCUAGGGGUUACCAGGGUUCCCGGCAUUGGUUUCAUUUAUACUGAUAUAGUGACAGGAAUUCCAGCUUUCUUCUCACACUUCAUUACCAACCUUCCUGCAUUUCACCAAGUUUUGAUCUUCGUGUCGUUCAAGUCCCUACCGAUGCCUUACGUCCCUGCAAGUCGGAGGUAUCUUAUUGGCAGGGUUGGCCCAAAAGAUUUGAAGAUUUAUCGGUGUGUUGUGAGAUAUGGAUACUGUGAUCCUAUUAGGGACACUGAUAAUUUUGAAGAACAGAUUAUUAGUUCAAUCGGAGAGUUCAUUAUCAUGGAAGAAAAUGAGUUUGAAUCCCUGAAUUCAUCAGAAGGAAGAAUGGUGGUUGUUGGAAAGCCACCAGCUGAUGGAAGCGCUUUAAUUCCAUUGAAUGAAACAAACUCAGAUGAGGAGUCUGUGAGCAAUAUUGAAACUCAGCUAGCUCCAAUGGUGGCCGAUGCAGUGGAGAGUGGUUUGGGUUCAGUGAUGAGAAAAAAGGUGCGGUUCGUGUUGCCGGCGAAUAGUCCAAAAAUGCUAGCAUCUGUUAGGGAUGAGCUGCAAGAACUAAUAGAUGCAAGGGAGAGUGGCACAGCGUACUUCCUGGGGCAGGUGCAUUUAGCAGUGCGUGAUGGCUCAGACGUGUUGAAGCGCUUGCUGAUCAUGACUUAUGCGUUUUGUGAUAAAAAUUGCAGAGAGCCUCCAGUUGCUCUCAACAUUCCUCAUGCCGCUCUUGUCGAGGUUGGUAUGGUCUGUUGCAUAUAAAGCAUUAAUUGUGAGGCCAUGCCAGACGUUGGGGCAGAGGAGCAAUGAUUUGUACAAAAUCAGGAAAGAAUUCAUCGGAGAUGAGAGGAGAUAUAUAAGAAAACACAUAUAUAGUUUAAGUUUUUUAACUUCUUGUAAUAGUUCGGAAUCCAUAUAAAAAGUUGACAAGAAAUAUACAAUGAAACCUAAAAUCUGUCCAUAUUGGUGAAUUAUGCAUAUAUAUCCAUGCCUGCCUUACUACUUAUUAA
Prunus dulcis (almond) is the source of this 6319-nucleotide messenger RNA. Its product is annotated as NF-X1-type zinc finger protein NFXL1. Gene Ontology annotation, molecular function: DNA-binding transcription factor activity, RNA polymerase II-specific; RNA polymerase II transcription regulatory region sequence-specific DNA binding; zinc ion binding. Gene Ontology annotation, biological process: regulation of DNA-templated transcription; potassium ion transmembrane transport. Gene Ontology annotation, cellular component: nucleus; membrane. The record is from RefSeq and is a predicted model, not a curated record. Lineage: Eukaryota; Viridiplantae; Streptophyta; Magnoliopsida; Rosales; Rosaceae. The transcript has 12 exons.